AAAGCACUGAACUGAACGCAGCUACACUUCUUAUAGAUAAAAACAGAUUACAUUUUUUUCUAUGUGAGCCAAGUUGUCAAUUCGUCUGUGGUUUGAUAACGUAGUGCAGCCAUUUGUCUUCUUACAAGAGAACAGUUUUUCAACUUAUAAGUAGUAGUGUAGUUUCUUGGACGUAAACAAUACUCUAACUUUCUUUUUGAACUAUUAAAACAUUAUAAAAUACAACUUGUGAAAAUGAAUCCUGAAUACGAUUACCUGUUCAAACUUCUUCUUAUUGGCGAUUCAGGAGUAGGAAAGUCAUGUCUUUUGCUUCGAUUUGCGGAUGAUACUUACACAGAAAGCUAUAUUAGCACCAUUGGUGUAGAUUUCAAAAUUAGAACAAUUGAUUUAGAUGGCAAAACAAUAAAACUUCAAAUAUGGGACACCGCUGGUCAGGAAAGAUUCCGAACCAUAACAUCCAGUUACUACAGAGGUGCGCACGGUAUCAUUGUUGUCUACGAUUGUACAGACCAAGAUUCAUUCAGUAAUGUCAAGCAAUGGUUGGAAGAAAUUGAUCGUUAUGCAUGUGAUAAUGUCAAUAAAUUGCUGGUUGGAAACAAAAGUGAUCUAACAACUAAAAAAGUGGUUGAUUAUACCACUGCAAAAGAAUAUGCCGAUCAAUUGGGAAUUCCGUUCUUGGAAACUUCUGCAAAAAAUGCUACCAAUGUUGAACAGGCCUUCAUGACUAUGGCUGCAGAAAUCAAGAAUCGAGUAGGACCCCCAUGUUCACCAUCUGACCAAGCUAGCAAAUUGAAAAUUGAUCAGAGUCGCCCAGUUGAAUCAACAAAGUCUGGAUGCUGCUGAAAAUCUAAAGGGUGGGUGACUAUUUUAAUCUUCUGAAGUUUUCGUAUGAUGGCACGAAGCUACUAGUUAUAGUACUAUCCCAUCUGUAUAAAUAGUUUUUUAUUUCGUGUAUUUUAUAUUUUAGGUUAUUUUUUCUUUAAACGAAAGGAUACAAAAUCAAAAUGAAGGGUCUAAUUAGUACAUUGUGACUCAUUUAUUGUCGGAAAAUAGUUUUCCUUCUGAAAAUUGCACACGUAGAUUCCAGUUUAUUUAUUUCCUUCUCCUAAUAUCAAAUUUGUAGAUAUAAAUAUGAUACAUAAUAAUUACAUAGGAUAAUGAGAUUUUUAAAAUGUGUAGUUUGUUUUCAUAGGUGUGAAAAUUUGUUAUUCAAGUGCAGUAUGUCGAAAUAAGGAUUCUUUUGUUGAUACAUUCAAUACAAAUAUAGUUCCAUCCUUUAUUCA
Harmonia axyridis is the source of this 1283-nucleotide messenger RNA. It is a transcript of the gene Rab1, whose product is annotated as ras-related protein Rab-1A. The transcript is spliced from 6 exons. The coding region runs from base 235 to 843 and encodes 202 amino acids. NCBI's taxonomy places the organism in Eukaryota, Metazoa, Arthropoda, Insecta, Coleoptera, Coccinellidae. Gene Ontology annotation, molecular function: GTP binding; GTPase activity. The record is from RefSeq and is a predicted model, not a curated record.